AUGCCCAAGAGACGUAAGGCGGGAGAAGAAGUCGAGGACGUUGAUCCGACCACGAGGAAGACAAGGCGACAACUCAAGGAGGAGGAAGUUGUUUCAAGCCCAUCGCAAACAGCCGAGACACCCUCGAAGCGGAAGUCUAUUCUGAAGGAGACACCAAGCAAGGCCAAUGGCUUGAGAUCUGUCGAGGCGACGCCGAGCUCCCUCAGAAAGGUCCUGUUCUCGACGCCUGCAAGGCCGCGGGAGGAAGAUGACGAAGACGAAGGGACGCCUCGCGCGACUCGCAAUGACCGCUCAGCUCGUAGGAAGAGCCAACGGACGUUGCAAAGGCAGAUAGCUGGGGAUGAGGACAGCGAUGAAGAACAAGAUGCGCGCGAGGAGGCCAUUGCCCAGGCGAUUCUGGACGCGGAAGACGAGGGCGGCGAAGACGGUGCUGAAGCGGGAACUUCGAGCGCACCAGAUACACCCUCUAAGACUGGGAAGCCUCGAGGAAGACCAAAGGGACGGAGGCGACAACGAACACCUAGUCCGCCUCCUGAUCUGCCUCCACACGAGCUCUACUUCUUCCAAAACAGAGCAGGUGGGAACAAGACGUCUGCAAACACCUUACCGGCGCAUGCGCUUCUCAACCACGACGACUACUUCGCACAGAUGAGAGACUGCCAGGACUCUCAUGCCGAAGACAUCGAGAGACUCAAGCAAUUGCAUAGACGGGCGUUCGAUCAGUGGAUGUUCGAGCUGGAUGAAAGCUUCAACCUUUGCCUCUACGGUUAUGGCUCCAAACGCAAACUUGUAAUGGACUUUGCAGACCACUUGUACCAUCAAGGCGAUAAGCCUGCAAAGAUUGUGGUGGUCAAUGGCUAUUCGCCGGGCCUGACGAUGCGGGAUAUCCUCACCACUGUCUCAAGUGUCGUCCUAUCCAAGAAUGCGAAACUACCAGCCCAGCCUGCAGCUCUUCUGGACUUGCUAAUGGAGACGCUGUCUGAGGGAUCAUCAAAGCACCACAUUAUCCUAGUGGUCCAUUCACUGGAUCAUUUCAACCUUCGCAAAGCUGCAACACAGGGAGCGCUGGCUCGCCUAGCGUCACACCGCAGGAUCUCCCUCGUUGCGUCUUGUGACAACCCGAACUUUCCUCUGCUCUGGGACGUGUCUCUUACCUCGCAACUCUGCUUCCUGUUCCACGAUGCCACCACAUUCGAUGCAUAUACGGCCGAAGUCGAAGUCGUCGAGGACGUCAAUGCCUUGCUCGGCCGUAGUAGCAGGCGAUUGGGUGGCAAAGAUGGCGUUGGAUACGUGCUCAAAUCGCUACCGGAGAACGCGAGAAAAUUAUUCCGCAUUCUGGUCGCCGAGCAGCUCGCUCUUGCCGACACGGAGGGCGAUGCGAUGUUGAAUGGAGUAGGAGACGAUUCAGAUGCAGAGGACAUUCUGGGGAUGGAGGACGACGAAGCAGCGGCACAAGAACAGCAAACGCCAUCACGCAGAGGGCGCGGAAGACCUCCAAAGUCGCCAAAGAAGGCAGCCAAGCCGGCGAAAGCUGCUCCUGAGGCGGCGGCGGGAGUUGAAUACCGAACUCUGUACCACGAAGCUGUCGAGGAGUUUGUGUGCUCGAAUGAGGUCAAUUUCAGAACGCUGUUGAAGGAGUUUCAUGACCAUCAAAUGAUCGAGUCGCGGAAGGAUGCGAUGGGGACUGAGCGAUUGAUAGUGCCGUUCAGGAGGGAAGAAUUGGAGACGAUACUGGAAGAACUGGUUUAG
Messenger RNA from Lecanosticta acicola, 1749 nucleotides. The record is from the annotation of a GenBank genome assembly. NCBI's taxonomy places the organism in Eukaryota, Fungi, Ascomycota, Dothideomycetes, Mycosphaerellales, Mycosphaerellaceae.